Molecule: messenger RNA, 1904 nt
Organism: Hyaloscypha bicolor E
Lineage: Eukaryota; Fungi; Ascomycota; Leotiomycetes; Helotiales; Hyaloscyphaceae
Exons: 2
Coding region: 37-1518 (493 amino acids)
Molecular function (GO): protein binding
Source: RefSeq, a predicted model, not a curated record
CGCUUUCCUGCAUGACAACCUGCAAACCAACCCACCAUGGCGGAUCUCCUCGAGGACAAUAGCCUUGUGGAACCUGUAGCUCCUCCAAAGAAGCGAUCACUGUUCAAUAAAGUCGCGCUUCAAAAAGCCUCCGAGGCGGAUGAGGCUAUCGAGUUCUUCAGCCGCGCGAAAGAAAUAUACCCUCAACGAUUGGCAGAAGAGGAACGCAGACGUCAGAAAAAGAUUGUGAAAUCGGAGCGCAAAAGAUCGUCUACAAGUGCGGAAAUAAAGGAGCCCACUUCCCCGGGUGGAAAGAAGAGGAAGGGUUCUUCGCAAAGAGAGCCCCAUGAGAGGCACUCUUCCGAGAGCGCUGGAGAGCUGGGCCAAGAUCAGGAACGCUCGUGGAAUCGGAGGGCCUCAUCACAUUCUACGUCGAAUAGUUCCCGUCGCAAGCCGCAGUCGAGCCCUUCGCAGCAAAAGAUCCAAACUCCCCCGACAUCUCUUUCAGCAAGAUACAGCAAAGAUCUGCAGGCUGAGGAAAUACCACCUUCUAAGAAAGACAACGCGCCUAAAGGUUAUAUCUCGUUGACGGAUAGCGAUAGUGAGGGAGCUGCACUGCCUGUCAGGAAACCAGCCAACCAGCCGAUCACACUCGACGUCGGUAAUGACUUGUAUGGAGCCCUGGCCCCUCAGCGAGCUCCAUCCCCGGAAGUCGACGAUGGCCUUCAAUUCUCAGAUGAGGAGUUUCCCGAGUUGAUCCUUCGGGCAAGGGAACGCGAACGGCAAAAGCAGCAACAGAAGAUGAAGAAUGCAAACACGUUUAGCGAUCAAAAUCACAGCGUGAAAGGAAGUGAAAUCCUAGACAACAUCUUCGACUCGGGAACCACAACACCAGUUGAUACGGACCCUACCAUCGAGAUCUUAAUCACAUCAAAAAUGGAAGGCACCAAGCCUUUGAAAGUCAGGAGGAAACUAUCUCAACGUUUGAAGGAGGUUAGGUUAAGCUGGUGUGAUAAGCAGACUAUUGAUGGACAACCCAUCGAUCAGGCAUACAAAGCGGCCAUGUUUCUGACCUGGAAAAGGAUUAAAUUAUAUGAUGUUACAACAUGUAGAUCAUUAGGUAUCAAGAUGGACGGACGGGGCAAAUUGUCAGGUGACAGAGACGGCGUUGAUGCUGAGGGGAGGAUUCAUUUAGAAGCUUGGACGGAGGAAGCAUGGGAAUACGAUCAGAAGAGAAGAGCUGCCAAGCAAAAAAGAGAGCAGGGUGGAAGUGACGAUGAAGCAGCUGCACCGAUGGCGAAGGACCUCGUGCCAAAAACCAAGGUUAUUAUGAAAGCUCGGGGCAUGGAGGACUUCAGGAUCACGGUGAAAGCGACCACGACGAUCCAGAAAAUGAUUGCGGCGUAUCGGAACGCAAGAGAGGUGCCGGAUGACAAGCGUAUUGCUGUCUAUUUUGAAGGCGAUGAGCUGGAACCUGCAAUAGCAAUCGGCCAGACGGAUUUGGAAGACAUGGAUCUUCUCGAGGUUCAUAUCGGUUGAUUUUGGGCCUUUGCCUUUGGUUUGCUGGGCUGGCGUUAUCGUUUGAUUAAGAUACCCGGUCAUGGUGGUGUAUCGUGGGAGUUUUUGGUGAUCUCAAAAUGUAUUGGCAUAUCAGAUACUUCAAUAGAAGUUUCUUAUUUCCACUGUAACUGAAAACCGGAGAAGGAAUAAUAAACCUGUGAGAUGGGAGCAGGAAGAGCUAGUCAGAGUUGUUCACGACAGAGCUCAACCGUCUUCCGGCAAGUGGUAAACACGUCUGAAGGCUCGUCGAUAUUGUCGAGGGCAGAUCGCAUAUGAGUGUCCAAAGCAUAUGAAGACUUCAAGAAAAAGACUUUCCUGUCUCCGCGGUCCAACAAUCCGGCAACUGCCGACUCGGGGAACCUCUC